Molecule: messenger RNA, 381 nt
Organism: Symbiodinium sp. CCMP2592
Lineage: Eukaryota; Dinophyceae; Suessiales; Symbiodiniaceae
Source: the annotation of a GenBank genome assembly
AUGGUCAGCUCGUCUGUUUUGGAGAGAAUAGUUAUGGGAACUGUGACGUCCCAGCGGAUUUGGCACCAGUUUUGGCAGUCGCAGCGGGCAGUUAUCAUACCUGUGCAGUGCGGUCAGACGGUCAGCUCGUCUGCUUUGGACGCAAUGAUUAUGGGCAGUGUGACGUCCCAGCGGAUUUGGGACCAGUUUUGGCAGUCGCAGCGGGCGAUUGUCAUACCUGUGCAGUGCGGUCAGACGGUCAGCUCGUUUGCUUUGGACGCAAUGAUUAUGGGCAGUGUGACGUCCCAGCUGAUUUGGGUCCAGUUUAGUGAAGAAACAGAGAGUCAGCUUGUCCGCUUUGGAGACAGCUUUUAUGGGAAGAGUCAUGUGCCCAAAAAGUGA